AUGUUAGAGGUAGAUUUCUUACCACAGAACAAUGUGUACUCCCCCCUCCCCCCUCCCCCCAACCCAUCUCCGGUUGAUGCGUGUGGCACAGUUUGGGUGAGAUGCACGUUGCUCACUCGUAAACACAAAUAUUCCGAUAAACCAGUCUUUGGGUACUUUUGUAAACAUCGGCAUUACAACGUAAGAGAUUGGUCGAGUUAGUCUUAGUUUACGCUUAAUUUGAUGCAUAACUCUAUCACACACAAAAUUGCUGAAAUAUAAGAAGAAGGUAGGGUAGAAGUGUUUGAUCAAUUUCUUACGAGUAUUUUUCUUCAAGUAUUGUGUAAAUAACCAUCUUCAUUAUUAAUAACUGUAUUUAUUAUAUUGCGAGGUAGUCCUGAGGUAAAUCCCAGCAUCCUGAGUGGUUCUUACUUGUUCUGUAUUUCCCCAAACGGACCAUUUCCACAGGAACAGUCGUGAGCGAUGUGCUUUUGUCGUUUAAGCCAGCAAAUUAAAACUAAACAAGUUAGCUCCAAGAGCCAUAUUUUACACUACUUAUUAACCUUGCUUGCUUGAGCUGUACGAGGGAAUAUUGGCCCUCUGUCAUAUUUGUACAGACCUUGCUGCACCUGGUCUAUUCUGUCACAGCCAGGGGCCAAUAUACCCCAGAGCAGCCCUAAUGCUCGGUUAGUAAGAAAUAAUUGUUUGAAGUAACUUAUUUAAUCUUUUAUUUUCAUUGCUUGACAGUUUUCCUAAUUUCAUGAAUGUUCUGAAUGACUUCUUAGCUCAACGACAUGCAAUGGAUUAUUAAAUGAUUUUUUUGGUCAUUGUAGUCCACACCCAGAUAUAUGGCACAGGUAGAAUGCAGAAAUUCCUCUCCAAAGACUUCAAAAGCAUUUAUGAAGAUGUGCUCAUGGCACCUGGAUUUACCCAUGAUCCUUUUGCUGGUGUCAAGGACAACAGUGACAUCUUCUAUGGUUGGCACCAGUACUACUCUGAUACUGAUUGUAUCUGGAUGGCCAUUGAAUACCAUCCGGCAUGA
Molecule: messenger RNA, 1021 nt
Organism: Pocillopora meandrina
Lineage: Eukaryota; Metazoa; Cnidaria; Anthozoa; Scleractinia; Pocilloporidae
Source: the annotation of a GenBank genome assembly